This is a messenger RNA of Peromyscus maniculatus bairdii (prairie deer mouse), 1795 nucleotides long. Lineage: Eukaryota; Metazoa; Chordata; Mammalia; Rodentia; Cricetidae. The record is from RefSeq and is a predicted model, not a curated record.
AGUGGUGCAGGAUCCUUCCGGGAGCCACACAGCAGGCUUGGUUUUGCAGAGGAGCUGGCGCCAGUGUUUUCCUGUGCUGUGCUGUGAGCACUGCAGCAGGGAGCUGUGAGGGGGCCAUGGGCAAGCUGGGAAGCCAUAGCAUGGAGACAGGGUCUUAAUAUGUACUUCUGGUUGUCCUGUAACUGAUUGCAUAGACUAGGCUGGCAUUCAACUCUGAGACAGAUAUAACUGCCUCUGACUUCUGAGUGCAGGGAUUAAAGAAUGCAGUGACCUAUGAUGAUGUGCAUGUCAACUUCACUUGGGAAGAGUGGACUUUGCUGGAUCCUUCCCAGAAGAAUCUCUACAAAGAUGUGAUGCUGGAGACCUACUGGAACCUCACUACUGUAGGAUACAGUUGGGAAGACCAUAAUAUUGAAGAACAUUGUCAAAGUUCUAGAAGACAUGAAAGGUAAAAAGGAUGAAUGCUUGAUCUGUCAAGUUCCUUGUCAAACAGUUUUACUUUCGAAACAUACUAACUCCAAUAUCCAGACAUUGUUUCUGGGCAUAGAUGGUCUGUGUAAGAAGUAUUCUCAGGAGACCUCUCAGAUUUCAGAAUUUCAAGAAAAACACAGGAGGAGACUGGUGGCCUUCUAUCGAGAAAAGAUUUCUCAGUUGGAGGAGUCCCUCAGAAAGUCAGUGCUACAAAUCAAGCGACUACAAAGUAUGAGGUCAUCACAACAAGCAGCUUUCAACACAAUUAAAACUUCUGUUUCAACAAAGCCAAAUGGAUAUCUCUUGCUGCCACCCAACUCUUCACUUCCUGACAGAAUAGAAUCAAUGGAAAUUGACCUGACUCCUCCAGCAAGAAAGCCUGAAAUGGCAGCAGGCCCUUCAAGAAUCUCUCUGAUUAGUCCACCUCAGGAUGGACGCAUGGGCAGUGUCUCCUGUCGGGGAUCCCAGCAUCUCAGCUUGACACCCAGCCAUGCAAGCAUGACAAAGGCUAUCAGAGUCCCACCAUUGCAGAUGCCCUACAAGGAACUAUCACCAGCUCCAGCACCACAGCUAUCCAGCAGAGCAGCACAAGGGCCUUCCCCCAGCCUUAGUAGUUCAUGGACUGGACUACCCCGACAGCCCAUCAGCAUCUCGGGCCUGCUGCAGAGGCAGUGUGCAGGGUCAGCAUCCCCUGGGGGGAUGGACAGUGAAAAGAUGAGCCCAUUCCUGCCCUCCACACCUGCAAAUCUACGCUCUGCAGCCAGCCCCUGGCAUGGCUUGUGCCAGCCAGUGUGUGGUGCUAUGUACCAUGGACAGAUCUCUGCAGAGACCUUGCAGGUAAGAUCUAAGGGCAUAGAACCCAUUGCUUUGUGGACAAUGGACCCUUCCUGUGGGAGACAUUUGGCACUCAUAGAGAACUUGUCUGGUUCUGUAGAAGACAUUAACAGCAGAAAGAAGUAAGUACCCACUCUGCAGAUGGGCUGAGAUGCAGGCAGACUGCACACUGGAUUAUUCCUCUGUGAAUGCUGUUGCCAGUGUUGCACCUCCCCAGCCCUCGGGAAAUGAUGCUUGGACUGCUGAGCAGAAAUAGCCUUCCUCUGCUAUACAAGAAGGCUAUAUGACCCAGGCAUGGCUUUCUCCCAGGAGUGUGUUUGAUCCUAAAAGUAUGUGAUGGGUGUUCAGAAAUCUUGUAAUAAUAUACCUGUGUUAAGUUGCUUCCAUUCCCAGAAUUUGUUUGUAAAAAUAAUUUUAUAAAUUCUUUGUGAAUUUCAUGUAAUGUGUUAGAUCAUAAUCACCACUUGCUCUUACUCUUUAAAAAUAUUUA